UCACGCCGCGUCUCGCGGUUUCUGGGAGAGGACGGUGGCCACGGCGCUUCUGUCUUAACUGAGUCUCGGCAAUGCCUGUCGUUUCAGGCCCGCACUGUGUGCACCCAGAGUCAGGAGAGCGCUUGUGGGAGCGAUCCGGUUCAGAUCACUGUCAUCUUCCUGAAAGAUAAGGAGUAUUCUUUACUUCUCAUCAUGGCAAGCAGUGUUGGUGGCCUCCUGGUUUUGAUUUUGAUUGUAGUCCUCCUGUUCAAGUGUGGCUUUUUUAAAAGAAAAUACCAACAACUGAACUUAGAGAGCUUAAGGAAGGCCCAGCUGAAAUCAGAGAGUCUGCUGGUAGAAGAAAAUUAGGACCAGCUUCUUCAUGUUGGGAGAGAAUAUCAACCAGUCCUCGAACUUCCCAAGAACUGACUGCUGUUUCCUGUAGGACACUCCAGAGCAAAAGUUAACAUUGUCUGUGGAAUGUUUUUUAACCAUAUGUUGUCCCAAAUGUGUCUGUGCAUUGUACAAAAAAUAAACUUGGAAACAUUUGGUGUUAAAUAAAGCUGAACUGUUUUGUUUUCAGAA
Molecule: messenger RNA, 564 nt
Organism: Manis javanica (Malayan pangolin)
Lineage: Eukaryota; Metazoa; Chordata; Mammalia; Pholidota; Manidae
Source: RefSeq, a predicted model, not a curated record